AUCUCAAUUUUUGUUCAUCGAGGAUGUGACAGAUGCGUAUUUUUUCACUCUAAUCAUAGACAUGAUGGACAUGGAAGAUAUUAUCAGCAAACCAAAGGACAGGCCAGUGUUAUCUCUUAUGUCAGAAGAAAAAGAAUGUCAGUGUGGACAAUUGAACGUUGCUUCGGGAAGUAUUGACCAGGAUGGAUUUAUAAAGUAUGCCCGUUUGAACAACACUGAUGGUCUGGCGAAAUGCUCUGAACUAGGAGGUAGUCUUGUGUCAAUAAAGACUCGACAACAACAUGAUUCUAUUGUUAGGAUUCUUAGUGGAUUCUAUGGCGUUGAUACUGAUUUGCCUAUGUGGAUUGGGGGAAAUGAUAUGGCAACAGAAGGAACGUUCCUAUGGGAAGACGGGACUGCCUUCGCUGAUACACCCGGCGCUAUCCAAUGGGGCCCAGGAGAACCAAACGACACAGCUUCUCAAGAAGAUUGUGUUCAAUUAUAUAAAUCAGAUAGCGAAUGGUAUUUGAAUGAUGUUCCGUGUGCUUUUGAACAUUACAGCGUUUGUGAUAUGAAUUAA
Molecule: messenger RNA, 559 nt
Organism: Ruditapes philippinarum (Manila clam)
Lineage: Eukaryota; Metazoa; Mollusca; Bivalvia; Venerida; Veneridae
Product: lactose-binding lectin l-2-like
Exons: 4
Source: RefSeq, a predicted model, not a curated record